Penicillium concentricum is the source of this 1107-nucleotide messenger RNA. RefSeq names its product FAD-dependent oxidoreductase. Lineage: Eukaryota; Fungi; Ascomycota; Eurotiomycetes; Eurotiales; Aspergillaceae. Bases 1 to 1107 code for a protein of 368 amino acids. The transcript has 4 exons. The record is from RefSeq and is a predicted model, not a curated record. Gene Ontology annotation, molecular function: FAD binding.
AUGCACGUUCUCAUUGUUGGAGCCGGCACUGGCGGGCUCACUCUAGCCCAGAACCUUCGAAAGCAGGGCAUCUCAUACGAAAUCUUUGAGCGCGACGUAGACAGCAAUGCGCGCUUCCAGGGAUGGGCUAUUGCUCUCCACACUAUUGUCAACGAGCUCAUCUCCUCUCUCCCAGAAGAUCUACCUGAUGUCAGAGAGGCCACCAACCACCUGGCCCCAUUGACACUUCCGGGCCAGUUCCGUUACUAUUAUGGUGGCAAGGAUCAAGGCUAUGGAUUUGAGGAUUCUGCUGAAGUGCCAUUUAUCCGUGCAGAGCGAUCUCUACUUCGGAAGUGGCUCCUGACAAAUCUACCUGUUCAGUGGGGCAAGCGUGUUACACGAAUUGAACAUGACGAUGCAGGCGUCGAGGUCUUCUUUCAAGAUGGCACAAGUGCGAAGGGAGAUAUUGUUGUUGGUGCCGACGGCGUUUACAGUCCUGGCCACAGCGCCUACAACCUCGUCAACCCGGAGCUCGGGUUCAUCGGGUUCGUCGGACUCCACAAAGUCCUCCCCGACGCCACAUCCGGGCGGUUCUACUGGAUGUUCAUGCAGCCAGAUGCGGAGGUGAACAGUUCCCAACACUGGCUCCAGACAUCCAGCCAGCAGGAAAAGCUGGACCAUGUCCUUAAGACCACGGCAGGACUACCAGCCAAGCUCCGGGAGAUUUUCGAACUCACUCCGGCCGAGGGAAUCCGGAAGGAACCGCAUAUCUGGCGUGACCUUGAACUCGAGAGUCUGCCUUCUAGCCGUGUCGUGCUAUUGGGAGACGCGGCGCACGCAAUGACACCGUCCCGCGGCGAGGGUGCAUUCCAUGCUUUCCUCGAUGCGAUUAAAUUGACUAAAGUACUAGCUCAGCUGAGUGCUGAUGGCAGCGUCCAUGAUAUUGAUGCUGUGAAGGCUGCGGUCGCUGGGUACCACGAGGAGAUAUUGAGAAGGGGUGGUGCGGCGGUGCGAGCUUCAAGGUCCUCGUACCAGGAUUCGAAGAAGCGGGCGGAAACUGGAGAGCACUUUAUCACUGGAAUGAUAAAGCUGGAUGACGCACCGAUUGUGCUUGAUGUUAAGGCCUGA